Molecule: messenger RNA, 2118 nt
Organism: Magnusiomyces paraingens
Lineage: Eukaryota; Fungi; Ascomycota; Dipodascomycetes; Dipodascales; Dipodascaceae
Exons: 7
Coding region: 1-2118 (705 amino acids)
Biological process (GO): mRNA processing; protein phosphorylation; nuclear-transcribed mRNA poly(A) tail shortening
Cellular component (GO): PAN complex; P-body
Molecular function (GO): poly(A) binding; metal ion binding; ATP binding
Source: RefSeq, a predicted model, not a curated record
AUGCCCAAUACAGUCAAAGGCGACUCUCACUCGUCGGCCCCAGCAAAGGUUUUUAGCCAUCCCUCCGCCAGUACCACGCCAUGCAGGAACAUUGUGAUUCAUGGAUACUGCAAAUACGCUGAUAAGGGCUGCGUCUUUAAUCAUGAUGCUCAACCACAACCACCGUCACCUUUGGGCACCUCGUCCACGUUUAAGAAAAAACUAAAUGCCGAUCCACCUUCAUUUACUCCAUCAUAUACCAGUCUUUCAAACUUCCAGACAGGGAGCUCUUCUACUCUUGCAUCUAACGGGUCGCACUCUGCUCCUUUACCGCAAUCUGCUACAACUACAGGCAAGGCUAAAAUGUCACCUAAAGUUUCUUCAAUUUCACCCUUCAUCCCUAAAAAUUUUCAAUCAAAUGGUCAAAUCCAGAGCCAAACAUCUUCCAGUAAUCCACCUGGAUCAUACUCACCAGACAUUUUCCGACCCGGACAAUCUACACCUUUCAAGUCUGCGAGCUUAUCGCCAGGAGUCAACCUUUCUGCCCAACUUUCGCAAACUUCGUUGGAUGACUAUGCACAAAGCUCUUAUGAUAUGAAUACACCGUUAGAAUAUAACAACAUGCCGCACUACCAUCAGGAUAUGUACUAUCAGUCACACACGUCGUAUCCAUUACAGUACCACUUGUACGCACCCAACAUUUGGCGUGACCGACACCUGCUGCCGCACCAGCGGGUUCCUGAAAAUUACUUUAUUCAAAAUGAUUUGCGCGAGGCAUUGCAACGUAAGAAUGAAGCUGCUCUGCAGACUCUGCCUGCAUCGACACUUCCAGAAUAUGUGCACGUUUACCACUCACUGGUGCCUCUUGAUACCACUCUUGAAAAAAGCACGCGAGUAUUUGGAUAUCCCAGCUGGAUCUAUAAAGCUUGCUCAAAUGAGGAUGGUAAGCUGUAUGCUCUGCGGCGCAUUGAAGGUUUCCGUCUGACAAAUGAAAAGGCCAUGGCUGCAGUACCUCAAUGGCACAAGCUUAUAAACGCCGGAGUUGUGCGGAUCAAGGAAGCAUUUACGACACGCGCUUUUGGCGACAACUCUGUAGUAUUUGUGUACGACUAUUAUGCCACAUCUCAGACACUGAUGAGCGUUCACUUUGGCCCAGAGUCGUACCAGCAAAUGAAUCGGAUAGUGAUUGCAGAGAAGCUUGUAUGGACCUAUGCAACGCAGCUUUUGUCUGCGAUACGGGCAAUUCAUGGAGCGAAAUUGGCAGCACGAAUAAUAGAGCCAUCCCGAAUUUUGUUGACGGAUUCGAAUCGGAUACGGCUUAAUUGCUGUGGUAUUUUUGAUGUCAUUCACUAUGAUCAUUUACAGCCUCUAGAGACGAGUCAGCAUGAGGACUUGUUGAAUCUUGGCAAGUUGUUACUUUCUUUGUGCAACUCAUCGCUGGGGUCAUCGCAAUACUUGUCGACAUCAUUGGCAAACGUGGAAAAAACAUAUUCAGCUGAUUUAUACGAAUUGCUACGCUAUACCUUUGAUGCUGACAAUUUGAGUGCUGCUGAAAAGCUUGAACAUAUGAUUCAGCUAUCGGCUAAUCAUGUUUACGAUACGUUGAAUGAUACUCUUGACUAUAAUUCGUUUUUGUUAGGAGAGUUGGGUACUGAGCUUGAGAAUGGACGGCUGGUGCGGCUAUUGUGCAAACUCGGGGCUGUAAAUGAGCGGCCAGAGCAUGCACAUGAUGCUGCGUGGUCAGAGACGGGGCCACGAUAUCCGCUGAAGCUUUUCAGAGACUAUGUAUUUCACCAGACUGACGAGGUCGGUGUUCCUAUGGUUGACUUGGCGCAUAUUUUGCGGGAGCUCAAUAAGCUGGACGCUGGGAUUGAUGAGCCGGUGAUGCUGACUUCGCGGGACGAGCAGACGUAUAUGCUGGUGACAUACAAGGAGCUCAAGGAAUGUAUGGGGUCGGCGUUUCGGGAAUUAAAGAGCGAUGGAGGGGCUGCCGCUGCCGCUGCCGCUGCCGCUGCCGCAGCUGCUGCCGCUGCUGCUGUAGCUGCGAGCACGGGCAAUGCGCCUAUGAUGGGUGGUGGGGGUGGAGAUGGCGGAUUAGUUUUUAUUCCACCUGCUGCGGCUGCUCGCCGGCCCAUGUAA